This is a messenger RNA of Hylaeus volcanicus, 3038 nucleotides long. RefSeq names its product NCK-interacting protein with SH3 domain. The record is from RefSeq and is a predicted model, not a curated record. NCBI's taxonomy places the organism in Eukaryota, Metazoa, Arthropoda, Insecta, Hymenoptera, Colletidae. Gene Ontology annotation, biological process: endocytosis. Gene Ontology annotation, molecular function: protein binding; Arp2/3 complex binding. The coding region runs from base 117 to 2057 and encodes 646 amino acids. The transcript is spliced from 9 exons.
AAAGUGAAAUUAGUGAGUGGUGGUAGGCAGUUCUCCGCCCGUUUACUUCUCACCUGGGCGUUGUCUUCUCGAGAACGAAUAUCACUGAAUAUCACUUUCCGUUUCAGUUCGCGAUCAUGGAUGAUAAUUCUAUGAGGUUAGAAAACUAUGAAAUGCUUAAGGCCCUUUACGAUUUCAAGGCCACCUUCGCGAAAACCCUUAGUUUUCAAGAGGGCGAUUAUUUUAUUCUAUACCAAACCAAUACCAAACAGAGAAAUUGGUGGCAGGUGGUCAACAGAGACGGGCUCAUUGGAUAUAUCCCCUCUAAUUAUGUCACUACCGUGAAGGUUCCAUCUCAAACUUUGAUUCAGUUUUUAGAAGAUUGUAUAGCGAAUGUAAAAACAGAGACAAAAAAACAGACAGGAUCGUUGCAGCUGGAUAAGCAGGAUCUUCUUCUGAGGUUAAUAGAGAAGAAGAGGCAGGCAGAAUCAAAUAAAAAGACUAAGAAGCAAGCUCCAAUGCCUCCAGAUUUUGGGAAUACUACUCCAAGCAAGGAAAUAUGUUUGCCUGCUUAUAAUGCCCAAGAGGGGGAUGUCAAUCCUGCUCAGAGUAACACAUCUUAUGUGACAGCUCAAACAACAUUGCAUAGUAAUAAUGAUAAAGAAGAAGCUCCUGUUGUACCGCAAUGUCAACGUACUUCUAUAAGCGAUCAAAGACGACAGUCUUUACCACGUCAUUCCUCCUCUGAGACUCAGAAAAUUCAGGCUGAAAUUCGUAAAAGCCCUUCUCAUAGCAGUGCGUUACAGACUCCUAAUAGUUCACCAGUAAAAAAUAAAGCUUCGACUUGCGAGAUUAAUUCUCACACAGCUUAUCAACUACUGGAUCAAGUACGCAGAAAUACUCAAUUAAGCUACGAGAUGUCUAAAGUAGCGGUUACAGUAGUGGUUUCUGGACUGCAACAAUUAUUGCCCAAAAAUAUGAGCCAUUAUUUCGACGCAUUGUUGCAUCAGCUUGAAACACCGUUCACGGUGUCGCAAAUGAGUAUCGAAGAGACAUACGACGCUAACAGACUGAAAGUAAUUUUUACAGAGCUUACUUCUUGCAAGGAAGAUUCGCAACAGAGAAAUUGGAUGCUCUACGAAGACGAAUCCGUUAUCGUCGACUAUAUAAAGGAACUUACCUCCAUAUUGACAAACGCGGACGCAAAUGUAUCUAGGUAUAUUUUGCAACAGGAUCAAUACGACGGUGUUAACGUAUUGAUACAGUAUUAUCAGAUGGAACCAAGAUGGACUAUCAGACAAUUGCUACUACAGUCGUUUGGAGUAAUGUGUAGCUUGGACUCUGUGAUUUUGACCAUAAUGUUAAACAGUGUAUUACCUAUGGAACUAGCAAGAGAUAUGAGGAGUAAUCCUAGAAAUGUGACAAAAUUAAAUUAUUCUUCGUUGUUGCUUACUAUGAUUUUUUCAAUGGGUGAACCCAUGCCAGUUACGCAUUUGGAACAACUAGGCCCGGACUUCAUAGCGUUCGUUCUGGAUUUAAUAGAGAAUCCACCCGAUAUGGACUUGGAGGAUCAAAUUCCCGAUUUGUUUGUAAAUCUUAUAUUAUCGUACAAUUUACAAUUCACAAAUUCGGAGAAUAUUGUCCUGAACGCUUUAAAGGAAAAGACGAUGGCGAAGAGUUUCACCGAGAAAAUUUUGCUUCUAUUCAAUAGAGAAGAGGAUCCUGUGCGAAUAUUCGAUCACGAACCACCGCCACCGCAUUCCGUGCUGAAACUAUUCAUCGACCUAUUCAGUAACGAUAUCACAGCAGGUCUCUUUUACACUAACGACGUGAAGGUUUUAAUCGAUAUUAUAUUGCGUCAGUUAUACGACAUGUUUCCCGGUGAUAAGCGCAGACAAUAUUUGGAGUUAUGUCGAAGAGUGCUUCGCACUUCCAGUUACAACGAGCACAGAUAUCGUUCCGAAGAUUUAUUGAAAUGUUUCACAAGAAUAUUUUGCGAGGAGACUGAAGAGAGCCAAGACGACCAGCAGUCGGUACGCGAAAUUAGCAAUGAAUUUCCACAUUUAUUUAAAAUGUGACAUUUAUUUUCCCCCUCCGAUAACAAGUAUUUGGAGGAGGACGAUUUGCAAACUCUUGUAUAAACAAGACUCGGUGUGUAGGUAAAGCAGAGGGGCGACGAAGAAUCAACAAGUUACCGGUCAGAAAUCUUCAUUAUUUUUCUAACUUCUAUUUUGCAUAUAUUUUGCUCAGCUAAUAUAAUUAUCGAGAACGCACACGAUUCACAAGAAUCUUUAAACGCAUGAAAAUUGUAUUUUUCCCCGUUUUAAUCUUUCUAGUAAGUGUUACCGUUUAUUCUAGAUAAAAAGGAAAAUAUGAAGAUGCUAGAUUAGCGUUUAAAAAUUUAUUGUGUAUAUAUAUAUAUAUAUUCUCAUUUUAAGCACGAGGACCACCGUUGAAUCAUUCCAAUCUCUGUAAUAGGUGAAACGAAUUAGCUGUAAUAAAAUUAAGUAGCCUGACUGCACGGAUAAAAUCGCAGAGUAAAGUUUUGUUCUAAUAUGAUAUUUAAAAACAGAGUCGAUGAUAUAAAAGUUCUCUAUAAAAAAAAAGGGGGGGGGGGUGGAAAAUUCUUCAUUGAGAAAACGAUUUAGCCUCAGUUACGAUUACCUCUCCCCUUAAACUAUAGUCUAGUCCACGUCUGUGCGUGUCCGUAUAGUAUUCUAAGUCAUACGUUAUUUCCUAAUUUAUAAUCGACACUUUUUCGAAAGCGUUAUAUUUAGCGUAUGUAUAAUUCGAGUAACGUAAACAAUUCGUUUCGCGAGCUUUCGCAGUCGCGGCAUGGGAUUCAUGAAUUCUUGUCGCGUUGAAAUUUCAAAGUUUAUUAGUGCCGCUAUUGCAUAUAGUUAUCAAAUUUUCUAGUCUAUUGCUAGCAACUCUAUUUUUUUAAACGUAUUGUAUCACGUUACGUUUGCGACUAUUGAUAUGUCAAUUACGAAGAAGUCUCAAAUUAUUGUGAUUAUAAAUCAAAUGUUAAACGAAAUAAAAAAAGUCUAGGCAGAUAA